Messenger RNA from Paramecium pentaurelia, 1027 nucleotides. Lineage: Eukaryota; Ciliophora; Oligohymenophorea; Peniculida; Parameciidae. The record is from the annotation of a GenBank genome assembly.
AUGACAAGGUUGAAUCUUUAAAAAAUUAAUAAAAAUAAAUUUAAAGUCAAAAACUUAAAAUUGAUAUUAUUAAAUGGGUUUAAUUUGGAAAAUAAUUAUGUUAAUGUAGAUAUAACCUUAAAAAUAUCAUUUUUAUUAGAUGAUAUAUUACCAAUAUAGCAAUUCUUCCAACUUAAUUUUAUGGGAAAAUUCUUGUUUCGGAAGUUUAAAAUAUAGAUUCUACUUUUGUUAAUUUAACAUUUUUUGAGUUUAACAAACAAUUCUUUUAAGUAAAGAUUCAAAAAUUUACAUUCAAGAAUUGUUUCUUAAGUAAAUCUUCAUUAUUCAAUAUUGGCUAUAAUGAGAAAAUAAUAACGAUUGAAAAUAUCAUUAUAGGAAACUAUUCAAUAUUUUAUGACUUUGAAAUGUAUUCAUGUAACUUUACUUUUUCUUAUUUUAUCAAAACCAAUAUUUAUUUUGAAAUAAUUGGAAGUAAUUUAUUCACCCAUAAUGACAAUCUUAAAAAUUAAGUAAUUAUGAUUUUAACAAUAUUUUAGCAUUGAUUACAGUUAGAACAAUUCUGAAUAAUCUUAUAGAAUCUUCAUUAUAUCAUCAUUAUUUAUUUUUAAUCUAUAAAUAAAGGAAUUUGAUAAUCUAGUCCUUAAAUCAAUAAUUUUUAUAUUAGAGUUAAAAAUGGUAAAUUUUAUGAAAUAGAAUUUGUAUUUAAGUCAAUUUUUUUUGCAAAUAUUCUAAACUUCUUUAUUUGAUAUAUAUAAUAUUUUAUAUAAAAACAUUUACCUUUACUAUUUAUUUAAAAACUCAUUAAUAAAUUUAAAUUGUCAUUAUUUUCAAGUCAAAAAUGCCUAAUCCUUUUCAUUUGUAAGACUUGGAUAUGUUUUAUCUUGUUGAAAUUAACUAGAUUAUUUUGAUUCUGUAAUAUUUGAGAAUUCUUGAUUUGAACAUUAAGUUCCUAUUUCAGUAUUUUUUAAUGAUUACUGUAGAACGUUAUAGCAAGUUCUGGGGUCAGAGAAGACAGCUUCUUAGAUGA